GAACUGAAGAUGCCUUAUUUUUCUUUUCCAUUUUUUGUCCGUGCUGCAGCCUAAAUAAGCUUAUGUCAAGAAUUUUUGUCAUUAAGAUCAGCUUAUUUUGUAUUGAAAUGGUGCUGUCUGUCAUGGUGUCACCUACUCUAUGUUUCCUUCAAAAGUGAGUUAAUUUGGCUCUAUUUUUGUUUAUUUUUCUGUACCAACCUGUUGGGCUAUGUAUUUCUAUAGAUAGGCCCUUGGGCUUAUAGCCCAUUGUCUGUGUUGGUGUAUGUGUUAUAUAUAUAUGUAUGUAUCAAAGACACAGAAAGUGGAGUGGUCUCUGGAAUUUUCCAUACCCCUUCAUGGUGUCGGAGCCUGGUUAGAGAGAGAGAGAGAGCUCGGCGACAGGAGUGACGGACUGGAUCUAGAGAUGUCCAGGCGCCUGAGGUUAGAUUGCCUGGCUGAGGAGUGCACCCGUGCUGCUCCUGUUGGUGGACCUGCUGCUGUGGUACCUCCUGCUACUGGUGCCUUGCUCUGUGGUGAAGAAGGAAGAGAAGGGAAAGCAUCCAGUGGAAGAAGGAAGCAGCUCAUACAUGAUGGGGGAAAAUCAAGGAAUUGAGCAAGUGCUUGGAAAAUUGGUAGAACUACUUACUGCAAAGAAGGAUGAGGUCUCAUCUUCAAGCAGAGAAAUUGUUGUUCAUGCUGAACCUGUCCAAAAGAUAGAGUUGAUGCCAAAUGAUGUCAAAUUAGAGGGCAUAAAAAAUUACUUGGCUUGGUCUAGAAGGGCACUUCGGUUGUUGAAAGCAAAAAAACUUGAAGGCUUCGUCAUUGGGGAAUCAUCUGAGCCAUCAGAUAAGUCAAGUCCUGAAUGGAGCACAUGGGAUGCUACCAACUCUCUGGUAGCAGCGUGGAUGUUGAGUUCUAUGACUCCGGUCAUUGCAAACACAGUAGAUACAAUUGUGAGUGCAAAAGAGAUAUGGAAAGCUUUGGAAAAGAUGUAUUCAGGUGUUGGAAAUGUGAUGCUGAUGGUUGAAAUAGAAGACAGACUCCAUGAUCUCAAACAGGGGGAGCGGUCGGUGAUGGAAUAUGUUGCUGAGUUGAAGAGUUUGUGGGCUGAUGCAGAUCAUUAUAAACCUAUCGAGUUGCCACACUCAGAGUGUGUGACAUGGGUGAAGAAGUGGAUAGAAGAAAAGAGAGUCAUUCAUUUCUUAAGGGGGCUGAACCCAGAGUUUGAGGCAAGGCGUUCUGCUAUUUUUCAUCAACCGACUCUUCCUAGCCUAGAUGAGGCCAUAGCUGCUAUUUCACAAGAGGAGUAUAGACUAAAGGUGAUGAGGGAGACUGCUACAUCACCAUCUCCUGCAUCCUUACCUCGUCCAAUUUUUGCAGCAACAGAAAUGAAAGAAAAUAGAAAGUGUUUCAAUUGUGGUGACACUGGACACUUGAGUCGUGAUUGUCCUAAGCCACUCAGGCCCAACAAUGGUAGAGGAAGAGGUACCAGAGGUGCUCUUAGGGGUGGUAGAGGCUAUGGAGGAAGAGGUGGCUAUAGGGCCAACGUAGUGGGUAUAGAAGAGGAGCUUUCUAGAGCAGCAGCUUCAUCGGUGAAAGCUGAAGAACCCAAACAAUGGAAAGAAAAAGUUCCAACUUCAUCAAUGAAAGACGAAGAACCCAGACAAUGGAAAGAUAAAGUUGAGAGCUCAAGAGAUAAAGAUCAAGUUAAUUAUGUUGGUGACUUCGUCAACUUUGCCUACAUAGAUGAAGGAAAGGAGGACAGGGAGGAAUCUUGGGACUGCAACCAGGCAUAGUGGAUUGUGGUAUAUGGAUCGUGAGGACACAGCUGAAGCAUUAUGUACUGUGUUGGCUGCAACGAUAGGAGAGAAGGAAGCUAAUGUGAUGUUAUUACAUUGUAGACUCGGGCAUCUUUCUUUCAACAAAAUAAGCAAAGCCUUUCCUAAUGUAAUGUGUGGGGUGGAUAAGAGCAAACUAUUUUGUGAUGCUUGUGAGUUUGCAAAACACACAAGGACAUCUUAUUUGAGUAAGGGCAUUAGAAGUGCCUCCCCUUUCAUGCUAGUACAUUCAGAUGUUUGGACAUGUCCUGUGGUUUCUAUUAGUGGAAUGAAGUACUUUGUUACUUUUA
Sorghum bicolor (sorghum) is the source of this 2107-nucleotide messenger RNA. RefSeq lists its product as uncharacterized. Bases 567 to 1775 code for a protein of 402 amino acids. Lineage: Eukaryota; Viridiplantae; Streptophyta; Magnoliopsida; Poales; Poaceae. Gene Ontology annotation, molecular function: nucleic acid binding; zinc ion binding. The record is from RefSeq and is a predicted model, not a curated record. The transcript is spliced from 3 exons.